CGGGACUCGACUCUCUUUAGCUUCUUCGACGCGACUUGUCGGGUUUAAGAUGUUUGUCUUGUUUUGUUUGUUCGUCUGUGCUUCGGCCGGUCGCUUUGAAAACGUCGGAGAAGUGAUGACCGGUCAGCCUCACGAAGUCCCAACAAACAGCACCAAGGUUUUGGCGGCAGCGCGGUUUGCUGUGGUUGAAUUCAACAGAGCCAACACAGAAGACGUGUUUGUUUACGAGAUUGUGAACAUAACAUCGGCCAAAAUUCAGGUGGUCGCGGGAAUAAACUACAUCCUGGAAGUGCGGCUGGGACAUACAGUGUGCAAGGAAAGCAACAAGGCUGACAGUAAACCAUGUGAUUUCCAAUCCAAGGAACUUCAGUGCAACUUCAUCGUUACAGAAGUCCCUUGGGAAGACUCACGUGUACUUACUCAAAAGAAGUGUCACCCACAUAAUGACUGAUAUGCAGAUGUGUUCCUGCUGGUGGCUUUGCCAAGUAAACAGUUAUCAUUGAGCUGUGCGUUAGUGUGUGUUCACCCCGAGUUUCAGACACUGUGCACACCCUGAAUUUAUAAUGGCAUGUUCAUAUACCAGUGAUUUCAUUGGCUCCCAGAUCUGCCACUUGUUCUGACACUGAGUUGAAUAAGUUCAGUGACCUGCACUCACUGGGCAUUGUAUAGGGCGAAAAAUGGCAUAAUUAUUCCAGUGAGUGACCAGGGCAGCUUUACUGUGCCUCAUCUCUCAGUGUGUGUCCUGGCAGCUGUAAGGCUCUGGUUGCGUGUCAAGCUCGGUCAGACACAUGGCUGCUAAACGGAGACGAGGCUACACCUCUCUACUCUACUACCACGGUCUCCAGAAGGGCUCUGUAUGGAGGAUUACAGGCAUUUUGAGAUUACUGCUC
Molecule: messenger RNA, 890 nt
Organism: Toxotes jaculatrix (banded archerfish)
Lineage: Eukaryota; Metazoa; Chordata; Actinopteri; Toxotidae
Product: cystatin-F-like
Exons: 3
Coding region: 50-451 (133 amino acids)
Molecular function (GO): cysteine-type endopeptidase inhibitor activity
Source: RefSeq, a predicted model, not a curated record